This is a messenger RNA of Scutellospora calospora, 540 nucleotides long. The record is from the annotation of a GenBank genome assembly. Lineage: Eukaryota; Fungi; Glomeromycota; Glomeromycetes; Diversisporales; Gigasporaceae.
AAAAUAUUAAUGUUAAUCUAGAGGCACAAGAGUUACAAGAACUACUUCAAAAUAAUAAUAUUACACAAGAGUUACAAGAACCACUUCAAAAUAAUAGUAUUGAAUCUUCAAUAUCUGCAACUAGUAUUGAAUCUUCAAUAUUAAUAAAUGCCACUAGAUACCAAUAUAAACAUUAUCAACAAAUUAAUAUUAAAAAACAACAAGCUCCAAAAGAUCAUUUUUUUAAACAAUUUAAUAAACGCUCUUAUUUUCCAUCUACUUAUAAUGAAGAUAAAUCUUCAGAAGAUGAAUAUCUUAACCUUGUGAUUUCUAAAAAACUAUUAUAUUCUCUUUUAAAUAUGCCAAAUGCAAAUUAUAUUAAUUCUCAUUUGUCUAUUGAAGUUAAUGUGUUAAAGACUUUUGUUGCCAAAAGUCUUCAAAUACAUAUUGAAUAUUUGAUAGCUGAAUCUAAUAGAGAAAGUCCCAAUUAUACUUCAAUAGUUUUAAAUCAUAUUAAAGAAUUAGAUAAUAUUACAAUUAAUUUUACAUUUCCUGCUGCAA